Molecule: messenger RNA, 1898 nt
Organism: Gossypium raimondii (Peruvian cotton)
Lineage: Eukaryota; Viridiplantae; Streptophyta; Magnoliopsida; Malvales; Malvaceae
Product: E3 ubiquitin-protein ligase RGLG2
Exons: 13
Coding region: 285-1685 (466 amino acids)
Source: RefSeq, a predicted model, not a curated record
CAUGGGUCACGAUCAUUUAUCUCAAAUUUCAAAAGCCAAAUAGAUACCCAGAUCCUCCAUUGAUGCUCUGCAACUCUGCUAGUUUGUUUGCCUACUUCAAUAAAAGGUGUUUUAAGAUGAGUGAAGGGGAAGCUUACGUUGCUGAAUUGGUCUCUUUGAGAUUUCUGGGUUUUAAGUUAUCUGUCAUUCUUGUAUUUGGGCUGUAGUUGUUGAUUUCGAUUCAUUUGUGGAGGAAGGAAUCGGUUUUUGUUAAGAAUUGGGAAUUUCUAUAGAUAUUUGAGUUGAUGGGGGGUAGUAGUUCAAAGGAUGUGAAUUGGAGGCAGAAUUCAUCUUAUCGUACGAGUUCGGCUUCAUGGGAUUCUCAUACUGGCAAUCCUCAGUAUGGUCAAGAAAGCCCGAGUUAUAUAUCACAGUAUAGCUCUGCCUCCCCGCAGUAUUAUCCACCUUCACAACCGGAGCCGCAGUAUUAUCCACCUCCGCAAAACCGUGGCAGUGAUAAAAGGACACUAGACCGGAGGUAUUCCAGAAUUGCAGACAAUUACAACUCCUUAGAUCAGGUGACGGAAGCUCUUGCUAAUGCUGGUCUCGAAUCUUCCAAUCUCAUUGUUGGUAUUGAUUUCACGAAGAGCAAUGAGUGGACAGGGAAAAGAUCAUUCAAUAGAAAAAGCUUGCACCACAUUGGAAAUAGUUUAAAUCCUUAUGAACAAGCAAUCUCAAUCAUUGGGAAAACGUUAGCUGCCUUCGAUGAGGACAAUUUAAUUCCUUGCUUUGGAUUCGGUGAUGCAUCAACACAUGAUCAAGAUGUCUUCAGUUUCUACCCGGAUGACAGAUUUUGUAAUGGAUUUGAGGAAGUCUUAAGCCGCUAUAGAGAAAUUGUGCCACAUCUUCGACUUGCAGGACCUACAUCGUUUGCUCCAAUCAUUGAAAUGGCAAUGACCAUAGUUGAGCAGAGCGGUGGCCAGUACCACGUGUUAGUGAUAAUCGCAGAUGGCCAGGUAACCAGAAGUGUUGAUACCCAGCAUGGCCAGCUAAGUCCGCAAGAGCAGAAAACUGUUGAUGCCAUAGUUCAAGCAAGCAAGCUUCCUCUGUCGAUUAUAUUGGUUGGCGUUGGAGACGGACCAUGGGAUAUGAUGAAGGAGUUUGAUGAUAACAUUCCUGCUCGAGCCUUUGAUAAUUUUCAGUUUGUGAAUUUCACGGAGAUUAUGUUGAAGAAUACAUCCCCAUCCCGGAAGGAGACAGAAUUUGCUCUUGCGGCUUUAAUGGAGAUUCCUUCACAGUACAAAGCAACCAUUGAGCUUAAUAUUCUGGGUCAAAAGGGAAAUGUUCCCGAGAGAAUUCCACUACCUCCUCCUACAUACGGUGCAGCAUCUUUUAACAGCUCCAAACCAUCCUAUUCUACUAGUUUCCAAUAUGGUUCAGCAUCUUUCAGCAGCUCAAAACCUUCUCAUCCUACCGGUUUCUCACCAAGUGUCCCUCCUUAUCUGGAAGAGAGUAAUCCCAUCAGCUCAGCUCCCCCAGCUCCAAGUUCUAAUUAUGAUAACCGGCUUUGUCCCAUUUGCCUUAGUAACUCGAAAGACAUGGCAUUCGGUUGUGGACAUCAGACCUGUGAAGAAUGUUCGAAAGACCUUCAAACGUGUCCGAUAUGCCGAAGUCCGAUCCAAACCAAAAUAAAGCUAUACUUUUGAAACAAAACAAACAAAAAAUGUUUACCCAUCAUUCAUUUGUUAUUGAGAAAAUGCAAAUAGUGAUAGGUUUAGAGAAAGAAGGGAUCUCAACCAUCCCUUUUGUACAUUCUCUGUUGGUGUGAAUUCUUUGUACAUUCUUUUUCUGAUAUUUUGAUUAUUUCAUUUGUACGUUGCUUGCUCUUUUGAAUCAACGCAGCCACCAGUUUUAAAACA